AUGAUGCCUUACACCCACGGAUGCGCAGACCGCAAAGCAUCCCUCCCAAAGCCACACGUCAACAGAUCGUCGACCACGUUUCAUGAUCUUAUGAAGGACUUCAGCCUGGUUAGGGAUUCGAAAAGCACGAGGUUCCCACAUGGCUUUAUUGCAGAGCUGGAAAAACGGUUGACGGGCGUUUUGAUCGGGCGUGAGCGAAGGAAAGAGUACCAAGAUGGAGUAGUGAAGCGGACUUUUGCGGUAUUCCUUAAUGCGUUGAAAGAACAGAGCUUCAAGAAGCGAAUGGAAAAGGAUAGGCGAGUGGAAGAUCUUGUGUUGAUAUUCUUCUCCAAUGCUACCAAAGAACUCUCAAAGGGAAAAUCUCCGGAAGACAACAGCUGGAAGCUGAUGGUCGAUCGCCAUGUUGCGCUCUUUGUCAGGCUGAUCACACUCAUACUGAAGGACCACGAUUGGUUACGAGAAAAGCCUGAGUUGGCAGCGAGAUUGUCAACGCUUGAAACUAAACUGCUCGCUCAUGAUCAAGACUUGGCCGAGGCAGCCCAACCAGAUGGGGCGGGAGUGCCCACUGAGCUGGUUCCUUUGAGCUACGAUGUCAAGGAUAUGCCCUUGGUACAAGUGGUUGCAAAGAUCUUUGACUUGAGAGAAUCCCAAGUCCAGUCCGAUAUCAAUAAAAACAAAGAUACUUGGACUGCGAAGGAGGCAUUGAAGGACCUGAAAACGUACCAAACGCAUCUCACUCUGCAUACAGGAAAGACGCUCUCAAAGGCAGAUUUCGAACAUGACGAAGCCUACGAUAUUUGGAAAAAGGCUGAAGCUCCAGAUUUAUCCCAGAUGAUGCUAGCGAUUAUUCAAUCCAACCCAGAGCUUGCGAAAAGCACCCCUGGCGGAGGGUUGCCACAGUUUAACGAUCCACAUUCCGAAAUAACAAACACUUCGGAUAGCUCCUCCUAUGUUUUAAAUCAGCCGGUGGAUAUCGCUGCUUUAUCCAUUUCUAAUGACGAACAACAGCUCGACACUGGAGAUCUCUAUACCUUCAUCCCCCCAGAUCCAAGGUCAUAUUAUCGGUUUAUCUUGGCCCAGGCCAUUACUCACGAUCUGCAUGACCGGGCUUUGGAACCCUCUGAGGCCACUUCAGAAAUUCCAGCAAUGAAACUCCUUUCGAAGCGAUCAACCGAGCUUCUCAAUGAACUAGGCCUACGCUGGCGGAUACCAACCUUCUCGCGUGCAGCUUUAUUCUUGGACGUGUUUGGUUCUAAAUAUGUUGAGCAGGAGGUAGAUCUUGACACCCUGGAUUCGGCCUUCAUCUUUGUUAAAGAGCCUCCCCCAGAAAAGAAUAAGCGGACGAGUUUUGUUGCUCCAGUGUUUUACGAUAGGAACAAAUGGACGCGGGCCGACAUUUGUACUAUGCAGCGAGUUCUUUCUUCUAUUCAUAAUGCCCUCCUGAGGCAGUUAUACGAAACGAUGAUGCACUGCUACGACAGCAAAAUCCCCCCACUCGCUCCAGUGUUAUAUGUACUUGAAAACCAUGUUGAAUCGGACCCCAAUUUCUCACCAAAUUCGGAGGAUCAGGAGCAAUUCCAAUCCUAUGCCUAUGAAGGAUUACUAGGAAAAGCAAAGGAGGUCUAUCAAGACAAUCUCAACAAGGAAAUCCCACCUGAUCAAGAGAUAUGGGAGUUCUAUCAUGUUAUACAGUUGAGCAAGGCGAUUAUGAAACUUUGUCAGAGAAUUCAAAAAAGAUAUAAGAAGAAUCCGGAGAUUAUGGGUGUCAACCUUCUCACGGUACUCGUAAACUGCGUCCUUCCUAUGUUUGCUGAAGAUGCGCAGGACAUGAUCCAGAGAAUUAUGCAACAAGCCAAAGAUAAAAAUGAAGAAAUUGAAGUCCAAGAUGGAUUCGAUCUGUACAAGGAGUUGUCAGAAAUGCGGGGCAUUUAUAUGCAAGCGCUUCCAGGGGAGCCCUUUCCUAUACCUCUGGAGCAGCUGUUGGCUGACUUUGUUUGGCGUUGGAUUCAACUGACUGAUGAAAAGAUGCUUGGCUGGGUAGAGCAGGCUGUCAAACAAGAUAAUUUUAUGGUCCGGACAGAGUCUCCUGAUGAUGUACCCACCGAAGAACAGCGACACAGCGUGUCAGUGAUUGAUAUUUUCAGAUCAUUCAACCAAGUUGUCAAUCAGAUAGUCGAGUUAAAAUGGGACGAUGAUGUGGGAUAUGCAAAAUUUAUGACCGCUAUAUCAAAGUCCAUCGGCAAUGGUCUUUCGAGGUAUUGUGAAAUCCUCGAGCAAGCGUUUAUUAAAGAAAUGGACCGGCCUACGCCAGAACAAGAAGCAGCUGCAAGGCAAACAAAACAGGAGAAAUGGAUGCAGAUGGCAAAGGAGGCCUGGAGCAGUAAGGAGAAGGUGGAGCCAUUUCACUUUUUCCCAGAAUACUUACGGUUUAUGGUUCAGUCGUUCGUCAAGCUCAACAACAUCGAAUAUGCAUUGCACCAACUAGAUAAGCUGGAAAAAGAAAUCAACGUUGAUGGCUGUGCAGAGGUUCUUGCAAAGCAUGCUCCUCCAAUCACCAAAAAGCAACGCAAAACCACAAACUAUGUGUUCACCGUGAAAAUUGUCGAGGCAGAGGAUCUGAAAGGAUGCGACAUGGACGGUUUGAGCGACCCAUAUGUGGUAUUAACCGAUGAAUACCAGAAGCGUAUCUAUAAAACCCGUAUAAUUUACGAUAACCUCAAUCCAAGGUGGGAUGACAGCGUCGACAUCAUGACCAAAACGCCUCUGAAUAUCAUUGCUACGCUCUGGGAUUGGGACGCCGUUGGGGACCACGACUACGUUGGACGCACGUCCUUGAAGCUUGAUCCAGCGCAUUUCAGUGAUUUUGCACCCAGGGAAUACUGGCUUGAUCUUGACACUCAAGGUCGGCUGCUGCUUCGGGUUAGCAUGGAAGGAGAGCGAGAUGACAUCCAGUUCUAUUUUGGCAAAGCGUUCCGAACGCUGAAGCGAACAGAAAGAGAGAUGACCCGUAAGACUACGGAGAAGCUAUCCGCAUAUAUCAACCACUGUCUGUCACGUCGAGCAUUGAAAGCGUUACUUUCAAGAGGGCUUAGUAUGUCUAGCGUGUCCAACUACUUCAACAGAAACCGAGCACCGACCAGUCAAGCCCCGACAACGGCCGACAUCGAAGGAGCCUUACAUCCUCUUUUCACAUACUUCGAUGAUAACUUCUACAUCAUGGCCCAGACACUCGCCCCAGAUGCAAUGAGGCCAGUCAUGGCCCGGCUGUGGAAAGAAGUCCUCGGCACGGUGGAGGGUCUUCUCGUCCCCCCGUUAUCCGACAAACCCUCAAACCAACGCCCUCUGACCCAGCAGGAAGUGGAUAUUGUAUCCCGCUGGCUCACUCUCCUUCUAAAUUUCUUCAACGCCGUCGAUGAAGAAACGGGCGAAGCGAACGGUGUACCUCUGGAUAUACUAAAGUCACCGAAAUAUCACGAAAUCCAAACCCUCUUCUUCUUCUACUUUGAACCUACAGAGCAUCUAAUCCGAACCUCCGAACGCAUGGCAAGCGCUACUGCGGCCCGCCAACAAGCAAACCGCAACCGACUAUCAGUCACAUCCGCCUCCUUCAGCCCAUUCGCCGGCGUCCCAUCGACGCGCCGCGGGAAGAGCAUAAUGUUCAAGCGGAAUCUUGGUACGAUGAAAAAGGCAAAAGAGGAAAAAUGGCGCGAAGCACAGGCCGAACCGAAUGACGAUAUGAUCCUGAGGAUCCUGCGCAUGAGGCCUGAGGCAGCCGGGUAUCUACGGGACAGAAGUCGACAGAAAGAAAGACUUGCAACGGCCGCAGCGGCAGAUCUGAUUGUCAAGCAGAGCCUAAUGGCAAGCGGUGGUGGACGAAUGAGCGGUAUGUUGCCAAGGGGAUAA
Molecule: messenger RNA, 3903 nt
Organism: Uncinocarpus reesii 1704
Lineage: Eukaryota; Fungi; Ascomycota; Eurotiomycetes; Onygenales; Onygenaceae
Exons: 6
Coding region: 1-3903 (1300 amino acids)
Source: RefSeq, a predicted model, not a curated record